UUUAAAUUCAGGCGUUUGGUGUUUGACUGAUUUCACUCUGACAGUCAGGUCAGGCCAGCGGAGACAACAUGACGACAUACACAGACAAGGGCGAAAAGCACGAGCAGGGCCGGUUCCUUUGCUUCGAUCACUUAACAUUCUGGGUUGGAAAUGCAAAGCAGGCUGCAUCGUAUUACUGUAACAAGCUGGGAUUUGAGCCGCUGGCUUACCGGGGUCUGGAGACGGGCAGUCGAGAAGUGGUGUCCCAUGUAGUCAAACAAGGCAAGAUCAUUUAUGUUUUCUCAUCUGCCCUCAAUCCUGGAAACAAAGAGAUGGGAGAUCACCUGGUCAAGCAUGGAGACGGUGUAAAGGAUAUAGCUUUCACAGUGGAGGACUGUGACUUUUUGGUUCAGAAAGCUCGAGAGCGAGGGGCAGUUAUUCUGAAGGAGCCCCACACUGUGGAGGACAAGCAUGGCAAAGUCAGGCUGGCUGUACUUCAAACGUAUGGUGACACCACACACACAUUUGUGGAGAGGACUGGAUACAGCGGCUUGUUCCUGCCUGGUUUCCAUCCCCCUCUGUUCAAGGACCCUUCUCUCGUUAAACUACCGAGUGGAAAACUGAACUUCAUUGAUCACGUUGUAGGAAACCAGCCAGAUGAUGAGAUGGUGCCUGUGGUGGAAUGGUAUCGCAGGAAUCUUCUCUUUCACCGCUUCUGGUCAGUGGACGACAAGCAGCUUCAGACAGAAUUCAGCGCCCUGCGCUCCAUAGUCGUGGCGAACUUUGAGGAGACUGUGAAGAUGCCCAUCAACGAGCCUGCCAUUGGGAAGAGAAAGUCCCAGAUUCAGGAGUAUGUGGAGUAUUACGGAGGUCCGGGAGUGCAGCACAUUGCCAUGAACACAUCCGACAUCAUUACAGCCAUUCGAAACCUGAAGGAGCGUGGGAUGGAGUUCAUGGCUGUUCCCGACACGUACUACGACCAGCUUCGGGAGAAGCUGAAGCACUCAAAGGUCAAAGUUGUUGAAGAUUUGGACGUCCUGCAGGAGCUAAAGAUUUUGGUGGACCACGAUGACAACGGGUACUUACUUCAGAUCUUCACCAAGCCAGUUCAGGAUCGUCCUACGGUAUUCCUUGAAGUCAUUCAGAGACACAAUCAUCAGGGCUUUGGUGCCGGAAACUUCAAGUCUCUUUUUGAAGCUAUUGAAGCCGACCAGCACGCUAGAGGAAACCUGACCAUCCUGACACCAAACGGAGUUUCGAAGAAUAUGUGAAAUGGACUUGUAGUCACUAGAAAAAUCUGACAACACUUGUUAACCAUCAGUCUGCUAUGACACGACAGUGUGCUGGGAGUCUUUAUUUUACAAGUCAACUGAUAUUAUGUAGAAAAAGAUACACAGCAAAAGUACUCAAAUCACAUGAAUUGAUGAUUUUCUUUAUUUUGUGUGUGCACAUGAGCGUACAGGAAUGUUGCAUGUUUUCUUGAAAUUGACCUCCAUGACUUUGAAGUGUGAUUUGCUCUCUUGAUGUUCAUCAAACACACUGUUCAGACUUUGAUUCAGAAAAUUUUUGAUGAUCAAAUAAUUUGCAGAAAAAAGACAUUGUAUCCGUGAUAUAAGCUUGACUCAAGCAAAACAUAUUCUGAGCUCUCAUGAAUGAAAACAUUUAACUAUACACUCUUGUUGUCAUUUGGACAGUGUGGUCAACACAGACAUUACAUUACAGACCUCAAGUAUGAAGGCUGAGAUUCUUUUUUACAUUGUAGCGAAAAAAGAUUUCAACAUGUAAACUGUCUUGGAGCUGAUAAACUGUUAUAAAUCAGUUUUUUAAAACCUUUGCAGAUUAUCGCUCCACACCACACGUCCAAUGACACAAUAAAGUUUCAAGUGUUGGUCUCA
Messenger RNA from Salarias fasciatus (jewelled blenny), 1874 nucleotides. Its product is annotated as 4-hydroxyphenylpyruvate dioxygenase-like. Gene Ontology annotation, cellular component: Golgi membrane; endoplasmic reticulum membrane. Bases 69 to 1250 code for a protein of 393 amino acids. The transcript has 14 exons. The record is from RefSeq and is a predicted model, not a curated record. Gene Ontology annotation, biological process: L-tyrosine catabolic process. NCBI's taxonomy places the organism in Eukaryota, Metazoa, Chordata, Actinopteri, Blenniiformes, Blenniidae. Gene Ontology annotation, molecular function: 4-hydroxyphenylpyruvate dioxygenase activity.